Phlebotomus papatasi is the source of this 780-nucleotide messenger RNA. Its product is annotated as peptidyl-prolyl cis-trans isomerase-like 3. The transcript is spliced from 2 exons. Gene Ontology annotation, biological process: protein folding; protein peptidyl-prolyl isomerization. Gene Ontology annotation, cellular component: catalytic step 2 spliceosome. NCBI's taxonomy places the organism in Eukaryota, Metazoa, Arthropoda, Insecta, Diptera, Psychodidae. Gene Ontology annotation, molecular function: peptidyl-prolyl cis-trans isomerase activity. The record is from RefSeq and is a predicted model, not a curated record. Bases 75 to 560 code for a protein of 161 amino acids.
GCUUCAAAGUCGUUAAGAAUUUGACUUUGCUGUCAGUCGACUUAGAAAAAAGUUAGGUUAUUGUUUGUUCAAAUAUGUCUGUAACUCUCCACACGGAUGUUGGCGAUGUAAAAAUCGAGCUUUUCGUCGAGGAUUGCCCGAAAACAUGCGAGAACUUCCUGGCUCUAUGUGCCAGUGAUUACUACAAUAAUUGUCUCUUUCACCGCAACAUCAAGGGCUUUAUAGUACAAACGGGGGAUCCAACAGGUACUGGCAAGGGCGGGGAAUCGAUCUACGGUGGCAAAUUUGAGGAUGAAUUGAAGGAGAGCCUAAAGCACAAUGAAAGAGGAAUGGUGUCAAUGGCGAAUUCUGGUCCGGGAACAAAUGCAAGCCAAUUCUUUUUCAGCUACGCUGCUCAUCCACACCUGGAUCUCAAGUACACCCUCUUUGGGAAGGUCAUUGAUGGCUUUGAGGUGCUGGAUGAACUGGAAAAACUUCCGGUGAACCCUAAAACCUACCGUCCAAUGAUUGAGAAACGGAUUAAUAAUGUCACUAUUCACGCUAAUCCCCUUGCUGGAUGACCAAAAAUACCAGGAAAUCCUUCCUAAGAGCGACAGCAGUAAUUCCCGGACAGAUUCUAAAUGAAAUGCUCAAAAAUUUUGAGAAGCUUACGGGGCUGAAAAAAACUUCUGGCUAUUAGCUCUACAAGAUGAAUCAAGAAAGUUCAAGCAGACGUAGAGCUUAAACUACGUAACAUAUUUAUUUAAGAUUUCAAUAAAAAAUGCUAUUUUUUACAAAAUA